This is a messenger RNA of Phlebotomus argentipes, 1272 nucleotides long. It is a transcript of the gene Taldo, whose product is annotated as probable transaldolase. The coding region runs from base 149 to 1153 and encodes 334 amino acids. Gene Ontology annotation, biological process: carbohydrate metabolic process; pentose-phosphate shunt; pentose-phosphate shunt, non-oxidative branch. Gene Ontology annotation, cellular component: intracellular anatomical structure; cytoplasm. The record is from RefSeq and is a predicted model, not a curated record. The transcript has 3 exons. Gene Ontology annotation, molecular function: transaldolase activity. Lineage: Eukaryota; Metazoa; Arthropoda; Insecta; Diptera; Psychodidae.
CUGCGGCGACGCAGCAAAUCAGUGUGUCCGGUCGCGAAGAAACGAGGCGUUUUGUGGUGGUGGAAAAUUUCCAUUAAAUUAAAUAGAAAUACCCCUCAAUUGACUACCAUACCGUAUAAAGAGGCAAGUUUGAUCGAACGGCAGUGCAAUGAGUUCGGAACCAGCAACGAAGAAAGCCAAAAUGACGUGCCUCGAUCAACUCAAGUCGAUGACCGUGAUUGUGGCGGACACUGGAGAUUUUGAAGCCAUGAAGGCUUACAAGCCCACCGAUGCCACCACAAAUCCUUCGUUGAUCCUGUCGGCCGCCGGCAUGGAUCAGUAUCAGCACCUGAUUGACAAGGCGGUGAAGAGGGCGUCGGAGAGCGGAGGGAGUCAGGAUGAGAAGGUGGCUGAAGCCAUGGAUGUGCUCUGCGUGCUGUUCGGUUGCGAGAUCCUGAAGAUCAUCCCAGGGAGAGUGUCGACCGAGGUUGACGCUAGGCUGUCCUUUGACCGUGACGCCAGCGUGGCCAAGGCUCUGAAGCUGAUCAAGCUGUACGAAGAGCAAGGAAUCGACAAGAAGAGGAUCCUGAUUAAGCUUGCUUCCACUUGGGAGGGCAUCCAGGCAGCCAAGAUUUUGGAGGAAGAACACGGUGUGCAGUGCAACCUGACCCUGCUUUUCUCCUUUUGCCAGGCUGUUGCCUGCGCUGAGGCCGGCGUGACUCUAAUCUCACCCUUUGUGGGCAGAAUUCUGGACUGGUACGUCGCGAACACGGAGAACAAGUCGUAUCCGGCAGAAAAAGACCCUGGCGUCGUGUCAGUGACCAAGAUCUACAACUACUACAAGAAGUUCGGCUACAAGACCGUCGUCAUGGGCGCUUCGUUUAGGAAUGUUGGCGAAAUCAAGGCUCUGGCUGGCUGUGAUUUGCUGACCAUCAGUCCCAAGUUGCUUGGAGAGCUGGGCGCCAGCACAGAUGCUGUGCCGCGAAAGCUCAAUCUCGACUCUGCCAAGGAGGCGACACUGGAGCAGGUGUUCCUCGAUGAGGCCUCAUUCCGGUGGAUGCUGAAUGAGGAUCAAAUGGCCACGGAAAAACUGUCUGAAGGCAUCAGAAAGUUCGCCGUGGACUCGCGUAAGUUGGAAACCAUGUUGAGGAACUUGCUCCACGCAUCGAAGUGAGGAGAGUUCAAAUUUGAAGGAAUUACACGUUCUUUUGGGGUUUUUGAUGGUCAUUCUGUUUUAUAAUCCUUGAUCUGUUUUAUACCACUUAAUAAAAAGUUCUUAUUGCCAUAAUUAAA